Molecule: messenger RNA, 600 nt
Organism: Diabrotica virgifera virgifera (western corn rootworm)
Lineage: Eukaryota; Metazoa; Arthropoda; Insecta; Coleoptera; Chrysomelidae
Exons: 4
Coding region: 1-600 (199 amino acids)
Cellular component (GO): membrane
Source: RefSeq, a predicted model, not a curated record
AUGUUAAAAAACUUCAAAUUUCUCUUUUUUUUUCAGAAUUAUCUAAGUAAACAUUCAGAUCCACAAAGCCAGGCGUUGUUAGAAAAUGUGAAUUCAAAAUAUUACUACUACACGAGAACAAAAGGAUUAUUCAGGAUAUGUUACCCAAAAGAAAGGCCGCCUACUGUAAAGACAUACUUGAGUCCUUUGGAAACGCAUUGUAACAAUGUAAAUUACUACAUUCCCGAUGAAAAUAACGAUACCAAGGACUUCACUGACGAUGCUUGGACAAGAUUACAUAUGGGACGAUCCAUGAUAGCUCUCUUUAUCAUAUCGUUCAUAGCUGUCUUUGCUGCCUUCUGCACCGGGGUCACUGGAUGUUGGAAGAGGUCUCCAGGAAAUAUUACAGCCACUGCAAUACUUAUGCUGCUAGCAUCAUGUACCGUUGAUUCCUCUAAUCCUUCCAUAAGUAGCAGCUUGUCUGACUCCAAUUCUUUUGAUGCAGAUGAUCAUCAAGAAGAAUUCAUUGCUCCUUUGUCAACAGUUACAGUCCAACCAUCUACAUCACAAAUACUGCGGCACUUCACUUCAAUGGCUAGUAUGCUUAUUCCAUUGCAAUGA